Molecule: messenger RNA, 761 nt
Organism: Nerophis ophidion (straightnose pipefish)
Lineage: Eukaryota; Metazoa; Chordata; Actinopteri; Syngnathiformes; Syngnathidae
Product: transcription elongation factor 1 homolog
Exons: 4
Coding region: 227-478 (83 amino acids)
Biological process (GO): transcription elongation by RNA polymerase II
Cellular component (GO): transcription elongation factor complex
Molecular function (GO): RNA polymerase II complex binding
Source: RefSeq, a predicted model, not a curated record
UAUGCUGCAUUCAAUGCCCUCGGAAUUCGCGGCUAGUAAGACGUCACGGACUAGCUUUUGGCGGCGGCACUCCAGUGAACAAUUUGCAGUAACAUGGAUGCCUCAUAGAAAGGUUCUUCGUCUUUUUCUAGCUCCUUCCACGUAGACGAUUCAGAAAAACGUACCGGGUAUACGGAGCGAGGUUGUUGAAGACGAAACCCCGCUCGGAAGCUGCCACACAAGACAAAUGGGGCGCCGAAAGUCCAAGAGAAAGCCUCCUCCGAAGAAAAAAAUGACAGGCAACUUGGACACCCAAUUCACGUGCCCGUUUUGUAACCACGAGAAGUCAUGUGACGUGAAAAUGGAGAGAACUCGAAAUACAGGAAUUAUAUCAUGCAGCGUUUGCUUGGAGGAGUUCCAGACUCCUAUAACAUAUUUGUCGGAGCCAGUGGAUGUUUACAGUGACUGGAUAGAUGCAUGUGAAGCAGCCAAUCAGUGAUCAGCUGAAAAUGUGUAAUGCAUCCUUUAUUUUAGAUAAUGAGCUUUUAAGUCGACACAGCAUAUUUUUAAAGUAGGUUUCCUAUUAAUUGAACAUAUUUCCAGUAUUAUACAUUGUUAUUAACUCCCCUUUGCAGGAUUAAUUUAGUACCAUAAAAUAAUAUGCAUUUUCUUUUGUGCUUUUUGAAAUUGUAGUUUGUGUGCUUUGGCCAGGUAUGCAAAGAUGAAAGCAAAUGAAAAGGGAAAAAAACCAACAAUUUAUUUUACAAUGUUGUGUAAUUUGU